Molecule: messenger RNA, 1312 nt
Organism: Musa acuminata subsp. malaccensis (wild Malaysian banana)
Lineage: Eukaryota; Viridiplantae; Streptophyta; Magnoliopsida; Zingiberales; Musaceae
Product: peroxidase 4
Biological process (GO): hydrogen peroxide catabolic process; response to oxidative stress
Molecular function (GO): heme binding; peroxidase activity
Source: RefSeq, a predicted model, not a curated record
CUGGCUCGAUCUUCCCAACCCAAACGCGGAUAGAGUUACACUACAAGGAGAGGUAUGGCCGCGACCUAUGUCUCCGUUGUGCUGCUACUUUCGGUUUUGGGGAGCGCAUCUGCGCAGCUCUCCACCGGCUUCUACUCCUCGUCGUGCCCCAGUCUGUCGUCGACGGUGAAGCCAGUGGUCCACUCCGCCAUCUCCAGCGAGCAGCGGAUGGGCGCCUCGCUGCUUCGCCUUUUCUUCCAUGAUUGCUUUGUCAACGGGUGUGAUGCGUCGUUGCUCUUGGAUGACACAUCAAACUUCACGGGGGAAAAGACCGCAACUCCCAAUCAGAAUUCAGUGAGGGGAUUCGACGUGAUCGAUAAGAUAAAAACGGCGGUGGAGAAGGCAUGCCCGGGAGUGGUCUCCUGCGCCGACAUCCUCGCUAUCACUGCAAGAGAUGCGGUGGCCAUCCUAGGUGGGCCUAAUUGGGAUGUGAAGCUGGGAAGAAGGGACGCGAAGACUGCAAGCCUCUCCGGGGCUAACAAUAACAUCCCACCCCCAUCCUCCAGCCUUAGCAAUCUCAUCUCCAAGUUCUCAGCGCAGGGUCUUUCCAGACAGGACAUGGUUGCACUUGCAGGAGCGCAUACCAUCGGCCAAGCCAGAUGCAUCUCCUUCAGAUCCCGUAUCUACAACGACACCAACAUCGAUAGCUCCCUUGCCACAACCAGGCAGUCCAACUGUCCCAGCACCUCCGGCUCAGGCGACGGCAACUUGGCACCGCUGGACCUCCAAACUCCGACCACCUUCGACAAUGACUACUUCAAGAACCUGGUCAACCUCAAGGGCCUCCUUCACUCGGAUCAACAGCUGUUCAGCAACGGAUCCACUGACUCCCUGGUGAAGACUUACAGCGCCAGCCCGAGCAAGUUCGCGUCGGAUUUUGCCGCAGCUAUGAUCAAGAUGGGGGACAUCAGCCCUCUCACGGGCUCCCAGGGGGAGAUCAGGAACAACUGCAGGAUGGUCAAUUAAGGUUAUACAUGAACCGAGUAAAGAAAAGGAUAUAAUAUUUUGCAUUAAUCAGUACUAAUAAUAUGGUAGAUAGCCCCGGUCGUCAGUACUACUGUCCAUCGUCGUUGAACUUUUAUGGUUUUCCGUGGAGCAGUUCGAAGUUUUUUAUGUAACAUCAUAUGAAGUCGAGUCUCGUUGGUGUUCUGUACCGUGCACUGUCCCUUUCCUCGACCUACCAAAGAGAUAUAUGUGCUCUGCUCCAGCCUCUGGAUCUGCCUUCUCUGUUGGAAAUUAGCUCGUUCAGUGGAUUACUUUUCUUACGAUCUUA